Messenger RNA from Schistosoma haematobium, 5015 nucleotides. It is a transcript of the gene TMX1, whose product is annotated as Thioredoxin- transmembrane protein 1. The transcript is spliced from 7 exons. Lineage: Eukaryota; Metazoa; Platyhelminthes; Trematoda; Strigeidida; Schistosomatidae. The record is from RefSeq and is a predicted model, not a curated record. The coding region runs from base 41 to 811 and encodes 256 amino acids.
CCUCGAACAAAUCUAGGCCAGUUGGCUGUAAUGCGCUAGAAUGGAAAUCCUUAAACACGUUUUGGGGUUUUUGGUUUUCUUAAAGUUCUGUUCACCUUAUGUUAUUCAAUUGAAUUCAACAAAUUGGAAACAAAUGUUAGAUGGUGAAUGGCUUGUAAAAUUCCAUGCUCCUUGGUGUCCAGCUUGUCGACAGUUUUCACCAAUUUGGCAACAACUCUCUGAUGAUAGUUCAAUCAAUGCUUUUGUCGCAGAUGUUGAUGUAACAGAAAGUCCUGUCCUUAGUUUCAUAUUUUUUGUCAAGCGAUUACCAACUGUCUACCAUGUAAAAAAUGGCCUAUUCAGAAUAUACGACGGGGCAAGAACUCUUGAUGAUCUCAGAGUUUAUGUGAAAUCUGAAAAAUAUGAAACUGAAACACCUUUACCAUGGUAUUACUCACCAGCAUCUUUUCAUAUGCAUAUUUUCAUACGUUUCAUGGAUCUUGGCAUUUUCAUUACGAAUACUCAUCAAGCAUUUUUAGAUGCUGGUUAUAGUAAUUGGAUGUCAUUUUUGAUCAUUGGUCUAUCGACUAUAUUUUCCGGACUAUUCAUUGGAAUUAUACUUGUAUUGAUUUUUGAUUGUUUUUUCCCACCGCGUCCACAAAUCCUAAGAUUCAUUAGGAAACCUAAAAAGGUGGAAGAAUCUUUACAGUAUGAAACAGAAAAAUCCAGGUCUAAUGUUCACGAUGACGAUGUAUCAGAGGAAAAUGUAGAUGAUGAGAUUACGGAAACCCGUCAAAGGAAGGUCGAUAAUAAUGAAGUUCAUGAUUCAUAAUCUCAUGUAUUGCACAGAUAUUUACAUAUGCUUAGUUUCUUUCUAAUAUCACUGUUUCAUUUUUUUCAAUUGUUUUGGUUUCCGAACUACUCUAGACAACUUUUACAUACUCGAUUGGUUAUCGAAUUCGACCGUUUUGAUCUAAUGCGGUUAUUCAUGCCUUAGUAUGUAAAUUGUAAGAGUUAACUAAAUGUGAAUAUUAGCACAUACGGGUAUAAUGGCUUACUAAUAAUAUAUUUAAAGUAACUUGGUCAAAUUGUAAACAACUUGCUGUAUGUUUAAAUUACACAAGUAUAAGAAAUGGUAAAAUGAGCGGUUUUCCAGUUAUGGUACUGUUGUAUAGCUUCCAACGAGUUUUCUUUCUUUUUGUGUUCGGAAAUAUCAUUUCCUAUAAUCUACAGAAAAUUUGACAUAUUAGUGGAUUGGAACAGCUACCUUAAAUAUCUCUGACCACAUGAAAAUUCUCAUUUACGGAAUACUGGACAGGGGGUAAAUCGCGCUUGCAGAAAUCUUAGUUAUGAUUCAUCGUUUUGUUAAUAUAGUUGACACCGUAUAAAGAUCAUGCUGAUGUCAAUAUUUUGAGUGUAUUAGGUAAUUGACUUUCAAAAUGUAGCAAACGCAAAUAAGCAAUUCAUAAAAUGUGGAAAACAACUUGCAUCUCGUCAGGUUGAAGAGAGAUAUUCUAAAAACAGCUUAUUAGUUUAUAAAUUAAUUUAAAAAUUCUGUUAAUAAAUAGUUGGGGAAAAAACAAGAUUAAUGCUUGUUUUGGAACGAUCCAAUCUGCCUUAAAAAGCAUAUAUUUUAAGUUCUAUUAGUAAGUUUCUUCAUGUCCUACUUUUCUUCUAAUAUUAUUAUAUAACGUAACGUUGUUGAUAUUUACGGAUGUUUAUUGCAAUAUUGAGUGAAGUACGCUAAACAACCACCCCAAUAAAUAUAGAGUAAAAUCCGAAAGUUAUUACAUCCAAUGUUUUGUCACGCCUCAAAUCAGAGCAGUAAUAGAAUAGGGAAACAAAGAAGUAAGUUACAAGACUUCUCGUAGUAGAUAACCAAAGCUAUCACAAGAAUGCUAAUAAUUAAAAUAAAAUAAUGGACGAAAACACAGAUGACUCUUAGAAUUGUCAAAUGAAAGAAAUCAAUAAUUUAUACUCUCAUAAUCUGAUGUUUCUCAUAAACACCAGUUUCUCUGACACAUCAAAGCCUGGAAACAGUUCAUCAUCUCAAAACAAUAGCUAUGAAAAUGGAUGACGGUGAUAUUUCACUGGAAGUCCAAGUAUACCACAAGCUGAAUUCAUCACUACAGACGAAUAACAUGGCGAAAUAAGUUUAUUCCACAAAUGUAAAUCAUUUUCUGUUAUACGAAAAAAAUAGUUAUUUGCAUUUUACAAAAUCGACUGUAAAAGGUUUCGUAACGAUACUGUUUCACAACUUAUCAGAUAAUAGCAGUGCAUUAUGCUGUAAACAUGUUUACAUAGUAAUCAAUAAGGAAAGAUGAGUCUUUGAAAAGCCGAAGUGUUCGUGGUCACAGUGAUCAGGAAAUUAGACAUCACGGAAAGACCCUAUAAAGCAAGCUUACAAUUUGGCCAACUGCCGAAUGUAAAUAUCAUGAAAUGCUUGACAGGACAUUGAAUUACUGAAGUACAAAGCGAUAGGCCCAAAUGACAAGUACGCUUGCUACCUCAUUGCCUCUUAUCUUACUGGACUGCGAAAAUUUUGAGAUCACAAUGCAAAUAAUUCUAAUCUAGCAGAAAUGUAUAUCUGAAGUACAGGGAACUUUUAUGUUAUCAGUUGACAGCUUGAAAUAGCAAUACCUAAUAAACAUACUUCCUGUCACGAGUAUUAUUGAUGGUGGAUUUCUCGUAUGAUGUAAACCGUUUACUGUAACGAGAACCGCUCCAAUUAUUUGUACAUGAAUACGGGGAUCGUUCACUGAAUGUGGCGAUGAAUAGUUAGGCUGUUUAGAGUUUAAAUUCCGAAAUUAAAUCAACCGUAAUGUACAGGUCGCACCAAUUAAAUAGCAUAAUCUCUGUUGUGUCUGAUCUGUUCUAACUUUAAUCGAAAUUAAUAGAACCGGUCAAAUGGACUGAGGAAUCAAGAAGGAAAAAGCGAAUUAUUUAUUCUUCCUUCCCAAUGGGACUCUUCCUUCACAUAAUUUGGGAAUUUUUAUUAAGCAUUGUAGACUAAAUUAGAUGAUGCUCAUAAACUGACGUUACCCUAAAUGUUCUACUCAGAAUGCGUUAAGGUAACAAGAACUGUCGUUUUGUCACUAAAAAUAAGUACCAUAAGCAUUCAGGAAUCAUACAUUAUCAAUGAGUGUUGUUUGGCGAUGUUAUGUUUUAUGUUUAAGGAACAUUAAGUUUACCAGAUAACGUAUACUAAAAAUGCGCAAAAUAUGAAUCUUGCCAAACAACUAUAGAAGAAAUAUGUCAUUUUACUUAAUGAAAUUAUAUUUGAUUUCAGUUACUCAAUUUUAAUAUAUACCUAGGUAUCAGUUGUCAUUAUUUUUUUUCUUUCUAUGGUAGAUACAACUGCACGCUGAACGCAGCAUUAAACAUUUCUUACUUAUUUUAUCGAGUCUUAUUGCAGGUUUUAUUAAAGGUAUUUAGUAGAAACCAGUACUCUUUCGCUGUGCUGAUGUACGACGAGGCAACAACUUGAGCUCAUACACAUCUGCUACAGGCCUUAUAUGGUGAUGAAGACUGAUCAGCCCCAAUCAAUCUAAAAUAUGCUCUACACAAUUUAUCACUUUCAAAAAAUCAAACAUUACGUAGCCAUGAAUUUAAUUAGAUUCUUUAAAUAUUGGAUUUUUUUCUCAAAAGUACAUAUUUCUGCACAGUGCUAUGUAGACAAAAUAGUGAUAUAGUAAACAAAUAAAUUUGGUCAUUACCAUAUACCAAAUAAACAUAUACACAAGAUUAAGACCCUAAACAAAAUAGGGAAAUAAUCAUUCCAUAUAGGCGUGAAUCAUCAUAUCCGGCGAUAAUCCAAAAGUAUCAAAUACAAGUUUCUCUAGAAGUGAAUGCUAACAAGCACUUAUUGCAAAGUAAUAACAAAGUUCAGUAGAUUGUUGUAAACAAAGUAUUGACAAAUUUACUUUUGUUUUCAAAACCAUCUUAUGAUGACUUGAUUCGAUAGCUUCAGUCACAUUAUAAGGAAUUAUGAUAUCAGGCUUAAAAAAUAUUCGGCUAAGGUUAAUUAUUUUCUGACAAUUACCUACUUUCCCGGUUAAAUAGCGUUUCAACUAAAACACAUAACAGUUAUUAGCAAGGAAAAAAUUAAGUAUGCGGGAGCCAGAAAAAAGGAAACAAAUCAUGCUAUGGUUGGGGAAGCCUGUCAACCUACAACAUGACCUCAGGGGUAGUGAGAUGGCUUCAAGGAUUGAUUUUUAGACCAAAAGUUGUACUGAGAAAGGUCCUAUCAGCCCCCGUGCUGGUCUCUUUGUACUAAACGAAAAUGUCAUCGCAACGGUCAACUAUGGGUAAGUGCCCGACUUAUGUAACCCUCUACUGGGCCUAGUAGUUUACACUUACGUGCCAAAGUACAUAAAUUAAAAAAAAGUACGUUUUGCAUCCGCAUCUCUGAACAUGUUCCACAAAAUAAACGAAUAAUAUUUUCAGUAGUGUAAGCGCUUGUCAUUUACAAUGGAUAUGAUGUUGAUAAUUCAAAACUCUUUAAAAUAACCAAUAAACAAAAAAAAUCGAAUCUGUUGAGCUUCAAUGGAUUGGUCAUUUUUUAACUAUUAUAUAAACAAUGACAGGAAUCUCCGAUUUCGGAGAAUUUUUUCUUCGUGCUCUUUAUAGUUUCCUCUUCUAGAAUAUUUAAUUUAUAAAUGAAUAAACAGUCAUCUAGAUGAUUCUUUCACAAUUGUAUUUUUAUUUAUUAAUCUACAUAUCAGACCCAACUGUAAUUAAAACUUUUCAUUUGAAAUAUGUACACUCGUAUUUUUUUUUCAAAAUGAUUAAUACUACUGUUUCUAGACUGUAAGCGGCUGACAAGAAACCACGAAAUAAAUUAAUUCUAAUUAUUCAGCUACAGUUGUUAUUCUUACUUUAUUUAUAAGUGAAAAUAAAUGGAAAUAGAGAACUUUGAAAUCUUUCCUCUGGUGAAUCAGCUCAUACAUAUUUAGGUGUAUGUUUAUUAAACAAUUUAUUUAUGGUAUUAUUUUCCUAAUUAUGAGCUUCCGUUUGACGCAUUAACUGUUGCCAUA